Durio zibethinus is the source of this 875-nucleotide messenger RNA. RefSeq lists its product as uncharacterized. Gene Ontology annotation, molecular function: electron transfer activity. The record is from RefSeq and is a predicted model, not a curated record. Lineage: Eukaryota; Viridiplantae; Streptophyta; Magnoliopsida; Malvales; Malvaceae.
GUUGAAGAAUACUGCCAUGUCUCUCCUAUUUAAUGCCCCAACUCGUUCUCCCGUUUUCAUCGGCAUCUCUUCAUCUCAAUUCCCAAGCUAGGUUUUUUCAUUCCCACUAGAGAAACUUGAGAACAAAAUGGCUUCUUCUGGCUUCAGUGCUAAACAAGUUAUCCUCUUGGUAGCUGUAGCUGCCUCUCUUUUGGCAGUCACUCAGGCUGCAACCGUGGUCGUUGGAGGCUCCGAAAACUGGCGCUAUGGCUACAACUACACUGAGUGGGCGGCCAACAAUGCACCUUUUUACUUUGAGGACACCUUAGUGUUCAAAUAUGAGCAAACCCCAGCUCAUAGCGUUUACUUGCUGCCAAACUUGUGGAGUUACUGGACAUGCGAUUUCAGUAAAGCAAAGCUUUUGGCUAAUCCAACACAAGGGCAAGGUGAUGGCUACAAAUUUGUGCUAAACCAAUGGAGGGUUUUCUACUUUGCUUCUGCUGAAGGUAAUGACUGCAAAGAUGGGCUGAUGAAGCUGAUUAUUGUGCCUUGGCCACGUUAUUAAAAUCCUUGAUACAAUCACUGUGCUCGGUUUGAAGCCACUCCAUCACAUGGGAGAGGACCAUCAACCUUGCUUGAAUAAAUAUAAUAAAGGGUCAUCACUUGAUCAUCAGUAAUAAAACCAUUCUAUGUUAUUAUACCUUUUGUUUUAUUUUUCCGUUCGAUUGGUAUAGUUACAGGAAAUAAAUUGGUGAAUUGGUGUUCGUUUUUGUUAAAGCAAAGGUGUUGUAUGUUUCUUGUUAUUGAAUGGAUAUCAGAUUUAGUUAACCUAAAGAAAAAAGGGCAAAAAUGUUUAACCUCACUUUUGUAACGGGAAUGAAAGAAAAAUCAAAAAC